GUCAUCCAGUCAAAGGGACAUUCACCUGAACUAGCUCACUCCUCUCUCUGCCAGAGAGGUGGAGGGCAGUAUAGAUAACACUGACACUCAUAGUUUUCUAGUUGUUGGAUGUGAGGCCCUAUGCGUGACUCUUUGAAAGGGAGCCAGAACCAAAAGAGUGAAUCUAAUUUUAUAUUUAACAUUUGCACUCAGAUAUUUUCAACUUCCAUAAUUAUUAUUUUUAAUCAUUUGUGUGAACUAUAAGUUUUUUUUAAACUUGGAUUUGACUUUUUGUUUUGUUACCAUGGAAAUCUAUUGGAAGAUUGGAAUUGUAUACAGAACCUCCUGUGAUAUAACAAAGCUGUUCUAAAUUAUUAGUUUAUGAUUGACCAUAUCACUCAAAAUAAGAGAAGAGAUCUACAGGGAAAGAUCCAGGUGCAGCUCUCUAACCAGUCAGAGCUUCUCAUUUUGUGUGUUACAUGUCAUAUCAACUGAUGGUGUGAAAGGAAACCCAACAAUCACCAGUUCGAGCAGAAGAUUAAAUGCUAUUCAAACAUUUAAAGGACACAUCAGUAGACCAUCUGAUGCCUCAAAAACCUUUUUUUUUUUAAUUUAAAUAUAUGUAUAUACUGUUUUUUUCUUGUUUUGUAUCACUCAUACUUUGAUCUUUUUUAAUAUUCGUUGAAAACAAGGCGUUGGGGGGGGGGGGGAUCUGUACUUUGUACUUUUUCUAGUAGGAAGUCUACACUCUGGACUUCCGAGUCAUCUGACACAGAGGAAGAUCACCGGUUCCCUCUGGUGCUCGGAUCUCGUAUUUCCCAGAGUCUCCGUCUCGUCAUGGCUGCUACGACCCGAGCUCUGGUGUCCGGUCGGUGGCUGGCGGACGCGAUCGGAUCGAACCUCGUCGGUCCCAAGCUUCGCAUCCUCGACGCCUCGUGGUAUCUACCGAAACUGAGGCGGGACGCGAAGGCCGAGUUUGUGCAGAAGCACAUUCCGGGCGCCUUGUUCUUUGACAUAGACGAAUGCAGCGACCGGAGCUCCGCGUUCGAUCACAUGCUGCCAACCUCCGGCCACUUCUCUCAGUACGUCGGAGCCCUGGGCAUCGGUCGCGACACGCACGUAGUCGUGUACGACACCAGCGACUUCGGCUCGUACAGCGCGCCCCGGGUGUGGUGGAUGUUCCGUCUGUUCGGACACGACUCGGUGUCGGUGCUGGACGGAGGUCUGAAGAACUGGCUGGCCGACGGUCACCCGGUGACCCCUGAGUGCUGCACACCGGAGCGCAGAGAGUUCAGGGCCACGACGAACGCGUCGUGGGCGAAGAGCUACGAGGACGUGCUGGAGAACGUGGGAACCAAACAGGUGCAGGUGGUGGACGCCAGGUCCGCCGGCAGGUUCCGGGGGGUCGAGCCGGAACCAAGAGAUGAUACGCUGCCGGGCCACUUCCCCGGUGCAAUCAACAUGCCGUUCACUUCUUUCAUGGACGCCUCUGGAAAGGAGCUGGGCACUGAUGAGCUGUCCAAACUGUUCAAAGAGGCAGGAGUGGACCUGGAGAGACCACUGUGGGCCACCUGUGGUUCCGGUGUCACAGCGUGUCAUGUUGUCCUGGCUGCUCAACUACUUGGCCACCCUGGGGUGUGUGUUUACGACGGCUCCUGGGCUGAAUGGUUUAAGAGGGCAAGUCCGGAGCAUAUCAUCUCCGAGGGAGAAGGAAAGAAGGUGUGAACAAACAAGAGGAGAGGCAGUGGACAACAACACACUGAGAUCUGAUGUUGCUUUUACAAGGGAAAGAUGUUAGUCUGCUGCCGACAACCGUGACAGGUCAAGACCGCAAUACUACAAAUGCUAGAUGUACAGUGUUGUUGAGAUAUGUGCACGGAGAGGUUGUUGUUGAACUUACUAACAAAACAGUUGCAGGUUUUGACAGCUGUCAGAAAUGUUACUUGAAAAUGUACAGUGAUCUUUAUUUUGAUUACGAGAAACAUGAAUAAUUUAGAUUUUUUAUCCAUCUCUUAAGAAAUCUUUCAAGACAGAAGGACUUGUUCUUGGAAAAAGUCCACUUCCUUCAUAAAAUCAUGUGAAUAUUGUAUUAUUGUACACAUUUUACAAUAAAUGGAUGCCUGAGGUAUUUUGUUUUCUUCUGGUA
Scophthalmus maximus (turbot) is the source of this 2125-nucleotide messenger RNA. RefSeq names its product 3-mercaptopyruvate sulfurtransferase. The transcript is spliced from 2 exons. The coding region runs from base 817 to 1704 and encodes 295 amino acids. Gene Ontology annotation, biological process: transsulfuration. The record is from RefSeq and is a predicted model, not a curated record. Gene Ontology annotation, cellular component: mitochondrion. Gene Ontology annotation, molecular function: thiosulfate-cyanide sulfurtransferase activity. Lineage: Eukaryota; Metazoa; Chordata; Actinopteri; Pleuronectiformes; Scophthalmidae.